AUGUUGACUAAGCUAUUAUUAUUAUUCUUUGGGUCAUUUUUCAGGACUUGUAAAGCAAUAGCAAUAUUUGGAGAUGAAAACACUAUACCAAAGCCUGCACCAUUAAUAACUAUGACACCUCUCUACCAGGAACAAAAUGUCAACACAAGUAUUUAUAAAGCGGUCAAUAUCGCAAUUCUAUUAGACAUCUACACCUCUACCAAGCGGUAA
Molecule: messenger RNA, 210 nt
Organism: Entrophospora sp. SA101
Lineage: Eukaryota; Fungi; Glomeromycota; Glomeromycetes; Entrophosporales; Entrophosporaceae
Source: the annotation of a GenBank genome assembly